This is a messenger RNA of Plenodomus lingam JN3, 711 nucleotides long. RefSeq lists its product as uncharacterized. The record is from RefSeq and is a predicted model, not a curated record. NCBI's taxonomy places the organism in Eukaryota, Fungi, Ascomycota, Dothideomycetes, Pleosporales, Leptosphaeriaceae.
AUGAACCCCUUACACUUACUCACCCUCCUCCCCCUCACCACCGCCCUCGCACUCACACUUCCAUCUCCCAUCUCCAUCGCCAGCAACGAGAACCCCACAAUCAACCAGAACAUCACAUCCCGCUCCCCCCAAGUCCAGCCACACAUACAAAUGUACCUAGGCACUCGCAAAGCAAACAUGGGCGGAAUGGACUUCAAUGUAAUAUACAACAACAUCUACACCGCCAUCCAGCGCGCCUGCCCCUCGUCUUCGCCAUCCAGCAGUUGCCCAGACCCUGCCUUCUCGAGCUUCAAAGUCCAAACUCACAAAGCGGCUGGCGAGAAACCCAUUGAGACCGAUGCAGUCCUGCACAUUGUAGGUGGCAAGUGGCACGGGUCCACUGCAAUCUACUACCUCAUGGUGGGCGCAAUCGCAGGGGCCAUAGAGCGCGGCACGUAUACAGAGAAAAAUUGUGAAACGUUCCAGACAGAGAAGAAUGUGAAUCGGUCGUCUACGUAUUGCAAUACCAUGGAUUCGGCCAAGGUGGAGUUGCCGGGCGACAAGGGAUAUUAUCUCGAGGUCAGAAUGGAGACGGUGGCUGGAAUGGGUGAGUUUGAUUGUAGUGCGAUUUCGAGUACGGUGGAGAGUUAUUUGGACUCUUUGAAGCCGGAAGUUGAACAAGAGUUGAAGAUGACCGAGUUGUAUGUCGAGGCAAAGUGCUUAUACGGGUAA